AUGUUCGCCACCAAACUUCUCGCCUGGGUUGUGUGCUGCAUCACCCUUAAAGUACUUCUGGUUGGUGAUGAGCUGCAUAAGACCACGCAGAUGGCUCAGCUGCUGGAGGAGAUGAAGCAGAGGAGCCAGGGGCAGAAUGGCUUUGCCUGGGGAGCCCUGCUCUUUGCUGCCUUGCAGCAGUGGCAGUUCUGGGCUGUUACUGGAGUCCUGAUCCUGUUCUUUGGGCUCUGCUGGUGGCUCCGAAAAAGGAGGCAUGAGGCAAGACACAGCAGUGAAGAGGAGAGCUACAGCAUUGACACAGAUCAGGUAGAAGAGGAGGAAGAUGACAACGAUGGUGAUGAUGCAAAUCACCUGGGAAGGCUUUUAGAGGAGCACAUACAGUGGCCAGUUCAGAACCUGGACAAAGAGUGCCAAGCAGUGAAGGACCUGGUAGAUGCCUUCAUCUUUUUCUUCAGAGACCUCUUGUCAAAUAGUUUCUUCCCAGAGCUGCAACCAGCUAUCGGGGUGGGCAGCGCCUUCGAAGGCUGGAAUCCCUGUGAGAAAGACAUCACCUACCACCUGCUUGUGCCGCUGAAGCCCCCCCGUGGGCAUGCCUUCCAUCUGGAGCUGAGCCAUGAGGGAACGGGGCCAGCAAGGAUCUUCUACGUUCGUGUGGAGCAAGUGUGCACCUGCGCAGAUGAGCAGCUGGCAGAGAACACGCUUUGCUUCCUCCACCACCCCAAGGAGGAGCUGAGGAGAAAUCAGGAGCCCAGCCUCCUACACACCCUCUGCACUGGCUCCUACCUAGAUGUGCACAAAACUGCCCGCUGGUUCCAUCAAUUGGUGAAAGCAGCCUGGGCGGUUUCGACUCUCUCCUCUCAAUACCGUCUAACGUUGCUGCCCUCCAACCGCUCCUUCAGGAUCGAGGUGACAAAAAACAACACAGAAAGACUCAACAUUGAGAUGAUGUUUGGGGUGCAGGAAGGUUGUUCGGACAUCUUCCUGAGCAGCCAGAGUACAGCAGACAUCUUCACCUCAAGCACGAUGUGGUCAGAGAGCUACGCUGUGGCAGAGGUGGAGUUCUUCAGGUAUGUGGCUGAGUCUGCCCUGGCCAACAGCUGCUACCUCAAAUGCCUGCAAGUCUGUGCUUGCAUCAUGGAGGGCAACACCUUUUUCACCUCUGCCUUGAAAACUGUUAUGAUGCACUUCCUGACCGAUUUACCUGUGUCAGGCUGGUGCACAAAGGAUUUGCUGCUGUGGCUGUGGGAUAUCAUGCGGUAUCUGUGCCUCUGCCUGGAGCACAAACGCCUUGACCACUUCUUCUUUGCCAAUGGAAAUGUACCCAAAGGGAUAAUCUUGCCCCUAGCCUUGAGAAUAGGCGAGCCUCUCAACAUCUUCCAGCAUCUGGCACAGGAUCCAGAUGCCCAUGCUGAGGCACUGUGUGAAUUCAUGGAGCUGCAAGAUCGGCUCAUGAGACUACUGUUCCAGGCCACUGAAAGACGUCUUCAAGCACAGAGCUGUGUUUGUGGGGCUCUCGGUUAA
Molecule: messenger RNA, 1521 nt
Organism: Tauraco erythrolophus (red-crested turaco)
Lineage: Eukaryota; Metazoa; Chordata; Aves; Musophagiformes; Musophagidae
Product: inositol 1,4,5-trisphosphate receptor-interacting protein-like 1
Cellular component (GO): membrane
Source: RefSeq, a predicted model, not a curated record